Messenger RNA from Leptosia nina, 339 nucleotides. The record is from the annotation of a GenBank genome assembly. Lineage: Eukaryota; Metazoa; Arthropoda; Insecta; Lepidoptera; Pieridae.
AUGCAAGAUUUGGGAACGCGAGUAGAGUCACCAGGUAAGAAGCUCCGAUUGUGUGAGCAUGCUAAGGGCUCACGACUACGAUACAACAUCGAUAUUGGGAUUUUAAUGUGUGAGGCAACCGAUACAUCUGUCGCCUGCUCGGGGGAGAACAUCGAGCGUAAUGAUGGGGGAGUACGUUUAUGGAGACAGACUGAAGACGGAGCAGCUUUGCAGACGACGGGCACCGGCUGCGCUACGUGUUCUAAGCAGCCCAAUAGUUAUUUUUUCUUUUGGGCCUUCUCGGCGGCUUUGGUAAUUUUGCCUGUUGUUACCUCCUUAAAGGUGACGCUCUGUAAUUAA